UUAAAUCGGAUGACUGGCUUUACCAAUAAUUUUCAAUUUUUUAGCUUUGAAAAGUUCGUAUGUUGCCUUGGCAGUAUGAUUAAUAAUAAUUUUGAAAAGUUGCCUUAGUGUGACUUGCUACAUUUUGUGUCGAUGAUGCGGCUUGCAGAGAAAUUCACAAAAGCGAGUACUUGUGUACUCACGUGUAUAUAAUAACUAUGAUACAAACGAUAGUGCACCAUGCGACAGCAUAAAUGGGAGAUGUAUUUCGGCCGUUGUAUUUAUUUUACACGUUCUGGAUUUAUCAUAGGGUGGAAAAGGCGAUCCAUGACCCUCGUGAGAAUGGAGAACUACACUUCCCUUGACUCGCAUCUACAAGUCAUGAUCCAGCACACUAUAUAUAGAUGUUUAUGUACACAUAUGAACAAAUCCAUGUAACCGAAUGGUCAUUAUUAAUGUGUCGCACGGAAAUGGAAAUGACAACCACUGGGCCUGAGUUUUUCGGAAAUCUAGGGCUCUGGACGGGCCGGACGGAGCUGCACCAUGUAGCGUCGCUCGGGAACGCGCUGCAGCUGGAGCGGCUGAUCGAUGGCGGCGCCUCCGUCAACGCUGUCACUGCGGACAAUAUCACACCACUCCACGACGCCUGUGCAGAAGCACAACCCCAGUGUGCGAAGCUUCUCCUUGCUGCAGGAGCGCAGGUAGACAUCAGGACCAUCCACGGCAGCACGCCGCUGUGCAAUGCCUGUGCUGCCGGCAGCCUUGAGUGCGCAAAACUUCUUCUGGAGCAUGGAGCCUCCGUUAACCCAUCUCUCACCGCCCUGACGGCCUCACCGCUCCACGAGGCAUGCAUACGUGGCGACCCAGACUGCGCCCAGCUCAUGAUCGCAGAAGGUGCCCAUCUGGAGGCUUUUGACAUCUAUUUCGGGACACCGUUGCAUGCGGCGUGUGCCAGAGGAAAUGUGGACUGUGCCAGAGUGCUGCUCAACACAGGUGCCCGUGUGAACGCUGCCAGCUUCCACGAGACGGCACUCCACUACGCAGCUAAAGUGGGGAACGUGGAUCUAAUCCAGAUGCUGGUGGAGUUCGGAGGGAACGUGUACGCCCAGGACAACCUGGGCAAAAAGCCCAUCGACUACACCGGGCCCGGGUCCCCCACAGCCGCCUGCCUGGAGUUUUAUGAAAGCAACCCACUGAGUCUGCAGCAGAUGAGCAGAGCCUGUUUGAGGAUGGCACUGGGUACGAGGGCCCAGGCGGCUGCGUCCAGACUCCAGCUGUCACAGCGUAUCAUUGACUACCUGUGCUACAGAUGAACAACUGUCUGGAAGUGCAACCCAUGGAUUAAAUUACCUGCAAACCCACACCAGAUCACUGCCUCGGUGGACAGCAAAGCCUAAAAACUGUCCACCUCAAAAAGACCGAAGCAGUUAAUUUUUCUAACUUCCGAUCUUGCUUUUUCUUAUCAUUUGAUCUUUUUGCAGGGACUAUAUGCUCUUAUACUCAUUAGUUUUCCCGUACAGAAUAUCAUUGAACUAUAUAAAGAGGUGGCCACGUAUUAAGUGUAAACUACAACUCCCAUAAAUAUUAUCGAGGCGAGCGCGCUCCUGUGUGUCAAAACAAGGACGAUCUCCUAGUGCGCUGCCUCGGUAAUCCCAUACAGUACACUGUGUACUUUAGUUUUUCUCUUCUCUGCGUCUCGUUGUGUUGUUUAUUAUGACUUACUGUGAAUGAAUGCCGUAAAAAUG
Messenger RNA from Brienomyrus brachyistius, 1724 nucleotides. Its product is annotated as ankyrin repeat and SOCS box protein 13-like. Gene Ontology annotation, biological process: protein ubiquitination; positive regulation of protein catabolic process. Gene Ontology annotation, molecular function: protein binding. Bases 384 to 1292 code for a protein of 302 amino acids. The record is from RefSeq and is a predicted model, not a curated record. The transcript is spliced from 6 exons. Lineage: Eukaryota; Metazoa; Chordata; Actinopteri; Osteoglossiformes; Mormyridae.